Molecule: messenger RNA, 1302 nt
Organism: Miscanthus lutarioriparius
Lineage: Eukaryota; Viridiplantae; Streptophyta; Magnoliopsida; Poales; Poaceae
Source: the annotation of a GenBank genome assembly
AUGGGAAUAUCAUAUGGACUGAGAGGAGAUUCAGCUGCUGCUGUCGCCACGGGGAAGGAGAAGGUUCACAUCAACAUUGUGGUGAUUGGCCAUGUGGACUCCGGCAAGUCCACCACCACCGGCCACCUCAUCUACAAGCUUGGAGGCAUUGACAAGCGUGUCAUCGAGAGGUUUGAGAAGGAGGCAGCCGAGAUGAACAAGCGGUCGUUCAAGUACGCCUGGGUGCUUGACAAGCUCAAGGCCGAGCGCGAGAGGGGCAUCACCAUCGACAUUGCCCUGUGGAAGUUUGAGACCACCAAGUACUACUGCACCGUGAUUGACGCUCCUGGGCACCGUGACUUCAUCAAGAACAUGAUCACCGGCACCUCCCAGGCUGACUGUGCCGUGCUCAUCAUUGACUCCACCACUGGUGGCUUCGAGGCUGGUAUCUCCAAGGACGGCCAGACCCGUGAGCACGCGCUCCUUGCUUUCACUCUUGGGGUGAGGCAGAUGAUCUGCUGCUGCAACAAGAUGGACGCCAACACCCCCAAGUACUCCAAGGCUCGGUACGACGAGAUCGUCAAGGAAGUGGGGUCGUACCUGAAGAAGGUUGGGUACAACCCGGACAAGAUCCCCUUCGUGCCCAUCUCCGGUUUCGAGGGUGACAACAUGAUCGAGAGGUCGACGAACCUGGACUGGUACAAGGGCCCCACCCUCCUGGAGGCGCUGGACCAGAUCAACGAGCCCAAGCGGCCCUCGGACAAGCCCCUGCAGGACGUGUACAAGAUCGGCGGCAUCGGCACCGUCCCCGUGGGCCGCGUGGAGACGGGCCUCCUGAAGCCCGGCAUGGUGGUCACCUUUGGUCCCACGGGCCUGACGACGGAGGUCAAGUCGGUGGAGAUGCACAUGCACCACGAGACGAUGCAGGAGGCGCUGCCCGGCGACAACGUCGGCUUCAACGUGAAGAACGUGGCGGUCAAGGACCUGAAGCGCGGCUACGUGGCGUCCAACUCCAAGGACGACCCCGCCAAGGAGGCUGCCAGCUUCACGGCGCAGUUCUCGGAGCUGCUCACCAAGAUCGACCGGCGGUCGGGCAAGGAGCUGGAGAGCGGGCCCAAGUUCCUCAAGAACGGCGACGCCGGCUUCGUCAAGAUGAUCCCCACAAAGCCCAUGGUGGUGGAGACCUUCUCGGAGUAUCCUCCGCUGGGGCGGUUCGCGGUGCGCGACAUGAGGCAGACGGUGGCCGUGGGCGUGACAAAGAGCGUGGAGAAGAAGGACCCGACGGGAGCUAAGCUGACCAAGGCGGCUGCAAAGAAGAAAUGA